ACCGGAUCCGCGGCUCUGAUUUGACUCAUUUGAGCUCAGACGCUGGACCAAAACCCAACAACGGUGCUGAAGGGCAUCCUCGAGGCUUCAGUGCACCGCAUACGGCCGCACAAGGCGGCCCAGCUGGUUCCCGCAGUGUGCUCUCUGGAUCUUGCUCCUGUGCUCUCACAGCAGCUUUUGUCGAGCGCCAACCGCGGCGCGACCUGAGCCCGGGACCAUUCCCACCACCCCUUCGCUGCUCUUUUGAUACCACGUUACCACGAUGCUGCGCUGGCUCCGUCUCUCGUGCGCCGCGCUCGUCAUCGAGCGAGCCGCGCCCCUCAACCCCCUGCGCCGCUUGCUGAGGCGGCCGCCGCCCGUCACCGAUCAGAUAUAUGAAUCCUGGAGCGUCGACGUCGAGGCCUAUGAACGAGCGGACCCGCGCGUCACGUUGCAAGAGAGCCCGGGCGCCGGCACGGGCGUCUUCGCCGCCCAGGAUUUAAAAGAAGGCUCCACGGCGACGGAAUACGUCGGGCUCCUCGCGGAAUGCCCGGACACGAGAUCCGGCGACCUCGCUCUAUAUCAGUCCUACUACGGCGAGAACUGGCGGAAGUACUGUCAGCGGUACGAGAUCGGCUUGACGGGGGCGCGCGUCGCGGACGCUGUUGGGAGAGCCAAGGGAGGUUCUGUUGUGGCCGGCUCCCUGAAAACGACCUGUAAUGUCGAUGAAGAUUUAGAUGCGUGUGUCACGCGAGCCGGGGAAGGCGAGUACGUGCUACUGGGGAAAGUCGAACGAGCUACUGUGGAUGAGGGUGUGGCACAGCUGAUAAAUGACCACUCCACCAUAAGGGCGCCGUCGCACCUAACGCCGUCGGAGGGGUCGUUGAGACCUAGUGAUGUGGACGGCUUCGUGCUCAAGGAUCCGGCCUGGCCCUAUCCUCCGGUAGCGGUUGAUGGGGCUGCUCUGAGAAGAGCCACGCAAGAAUACGUGUCCAACAUUGAAAGUAGCACAAAUUGCGCGUUGGUGCAGGCUACUAUUGGAAGUUCGGGCCUCUUCGCGCCCCGCAUUUUUGCCGUGUGUACGCGCGAUAUCAAAAAAGGCGAGGAAUUACGCCUGACGUACGGGGCCGAGUGGUGGCUCGCGCAAUUGAGACGGGCCGCGUUGGCCCAGGUCGUAAGUUGCGCGCCGUCGCCUCGGCGCGCCGCGGCUUUGGAGGCGAUGAUCCGGGCCGUCGAAGAUGUAAGUGUAGACGCGCGCGACGCGCAGGCCGCGGCCUGCGCGAGGGCCGGCUGCAUGCCGCGGGCCUUCGUGCAGCCCCUCGAGCGCAUGGCGCCCCUCGAUGAAUUAUUAGCGGACGACUCCUGGCAGAAGAUUUUGUUAGCGGAGGAGUUCCUGGGGGCGGAGUGCGUCGUCGACGAGAUCUACGCGGACGCGUUCCAGCCUACCUUGAAAUAAAUUUACUCAGUCGUCUU
Molecule: messenger RNA, 1452 nt
Organism: Pelagomonas calceolata
Lineage: Eukaryota; Pelagophyceae; Pelagomonadales; Pelagomonadaceae
Source: the annotation of a GenBank genome assembly